AUGGGCUCGACGCAAUUCGGGAAUUUCCAUAACUUUUGUCGCGAUUCAACGUUACCUGUGUGCAAUCUCUUCGUACCCAGCAAUCAACCUCCCAACCUAGCCUUCGGGGGCUGUGCGCUCACCGGUAUUCAACUCAGCAAUGGCAGAUAUUUGGGCAAUUUAGGUUCGAUUUUGGCCGCUUUUAUCGCGAUAGUAACCUGCAUUUUCCUGUUUCUCUUAUCGGAGCGAAAACGUGCGGCUGUGGGGAGAAGGGAAAUUCAAUUAUUCUUGCUCGGCUAUGUCAUUAUUUCGAUUUGCGAAAUCUUCACCGUUGGCGCAUUCCCACUAGCGGAUAAUGUUCGCAAGGGAUUCUCCGCCGUACAUAUCGCCGCUAUUUCUGCUACUUCCUGGAUCUUGCUUUUGAAUGCUCUUGUCGGCUUCCAGCUUCUCGAUGAUGGCACCCCUCUGUCCGUGGGUCUUUUCGCAGGUUCGGCAACGGUACUCUUCAUCGGAACCGGUUACAUUGCCUUGGACACCGGCUUCAGUUGGACCGGCCACUUCGAUUCUAGUCUAUCAGGCGACAAUCGCAACAUUGGCCUUUAUGUGUUGUACCUAUUAUUCCCUCUUGUCUGUCUGUGUUUCUUCUAUAUCUUGGAAGUCAUCCUCGUCCUGCGCGUGCUUGGCGAACGCAGACCAUUGAUCUACCUCACUGCUGCCGCUCUUCUCUUCGCCAUCGGCCAAAUCUUUGAUUUUGUCAUCAGCCCUCAUAUUUGCAAUCCUAUCAACGGCAAAAUCAACGGCGCAUUUUUCGAAACGCUCUUCAGCUUCUUUUCUGUCGUCUGCGUGUGGCUGUUUUGGAGCAGCAUUACCGAAGAUGACUGGCCGGCAGUGACCGGCGGCUACUCCUAA
Molecule: messenger RNA, 888 nt
Organism: Talaromyces marneffei
Lineage: Eukaryota; Fungi; Ascomycota; Eurotiomycetes; Eurotiales; Trichocomaceae
Exons: 7
Coding region: 1-888 (295 amino acids)
Biological process (GO): protein folding
Cellular component (GO): endoplasmic reticulum membrane
Source: RefSeq, a predicted model, not a curated record